Phalacrocorax carbo (great cormorant) is the source of this 2965-nucleotide messenger RNA. The record is from RefSeq and is a predicted model, not a curated record. NCBI's taxonomy places the organism in Eukaryota, Metazoa, Chordata, Aves, Suliformes, Phalacrocoracidae.
GGGCAGCAGGGCAGAGGGGCCGGCGGGCAGCUCCCCCGGUGCCGGCCGGGGCACCGCGGCGCGGAGAGGCGCGGAGAGGCGCGCAGCCCCCGCGCUCCCGGCCCGCCCCGGCCCGCCCCGGCCCCCGGGCGGCCAAUGCGCGGCCGGGGGAGGCAGAGCCGGGGAAAACAUCAAACCCAACUUUCUCACCUUGAAGGGAAUCAAGCGCUCCCGAUGCUUCCCCUCCUGCCGCCCUCCCCGCCGGCCCGUCCUCCCCGGGAGGGCCCUCCGACGGCCCGGGCUUCUCCCGCCGGCUGCCCCCUGCCCCCCGAGGAGGAGAGAGCCGAGUAGCGGGGGCGCCACUGGCGACCGUUGCCCUGGGACCCCGCGGCCCCCCGGGGGGGCGGGCGGCGGGCAGCGGCGGGGCGGCAGGGCUCGAUGCGGCGGCCAUGGGGCGCGGGGCCCCCCUCGGACCGUGCCUGCUGCGGGCAGCGCUGCUGCUCGCCCUCUGCCCCGCCGCCGCCGGCACCUGGAUGUGGCUGGGCAUCGCCGCCGCCGGCGGGCCGGAGAAGCCGGGCUGCGCCAGCCCGCCGCUGAGCCGCCGGCAGCAGGACCUGUGCAAGCAGAAGCCGGAGCUGGUGCCCGCCAUCCGGGAGGGAGCUCGCCUGGGCCUCCAGGAGUGCCGCAGCCAGUUCCGAUACGAGCGCUGGGACUGCCGCCCGCCGCCGCCCGCCCGCCGCGGACCCGCCGCCCCCACCGGGGCCGCCGCCGCCUUCGGGCACCAGCUCGGCAGCGGCACAAAGGAGGCCGCCUUCAUAUACGCAGUGACCUCAGCGGGCCUCGUGCAUUCGGUGACGCGAUCGUGCAGCGCAGGAAACAUGACCGAGUGCUCCUGCGACACGAACCUGCGCCACGGCGGCUCGGCCAGCGAGGGCUGGCACUGGGGCGGCUGCUCCGAUGAUAUCCACUACGGAAUGUCCUUCAGCAGAAAGUUCCUCGAUGUGCCCAUUAAGAACUUAACGGGCAAAAGCGGGAGCGGACUGGCGGCGAUGAACCUGCACAACAACGAGGCUGGGAGGCAGGCUGUAGCAAAGCUGAUGUCAGUGGAUUGCCGUUGUCACGGUGUUUCUGGAUCCUGUGCUGUGAAAACUUGUUGGAAAACAAUGUCCUCCUUUGAAAAGAUUGGCCGUUUUUUAAAGGAAAAGUAUGAAAACAGCAUACAGAUAUCAGACAGACUGAAAAAAAAGCUACGCAGGAAAGAGAAAAGCCAGCGAAAAAUACCAAUUGGGAAAGAAGACCUGCUGUAUGUGAACAAAUCGCCCAAUUACUGUGUCGAAGACCAAAAAUUGGGGAUCCCUGGGACUCAGGGAAGGGAAUGUAACCGCACCUCAGAGGGACCCGAUGGCUGCAACCUCCUCUGCUGUGGGCGUGGGUACAACACCCACGUUGUCAGGCACGUGGAGAGGUGUGAAUGCAAGUUUGUCUGGUGCUGCUACGUGCGCUGCCGGAGGUGCGAGACCAUGACCGACGUGCACACCUGCAAAUAAGAUGAAGUACAGAAGACAUGGCCAAGCCAUCCCGCACUGUUUGGUACACACAAAAAGGCAGUGAUUACUCUUACCAUGUGGGAUUGCAGGGGGAUCAGCCUCAGGGGGAAUGGGUAUUGCCAACAACAGGUAGUCCAACAUUUGGCGUAUGAAAAAGCAACUGAGUGAACAGCAGCCUGUACACAGGGACAGCUAAAACAACAAAAAAAAAGGACUCCUAAUGACACAUUUGAACAUGUAACUCCAUGAGCAGGGACAGAUACUGAACUUUCCAAGUCUUUAAUAGAUACAACAUCCUGAAGAUCCCUGUGGUCAGUAGGUAUCUUGGAGAAAACUCAAGAUCUUGUUAGCCAGAGACUGAAGAGUUAAGAGGGUGUGUAAGACACGUUAGAUACAAUCCUUAUGUCUGUAUUUUUAAAACUGAGACUAGAUGGAUCAAUUGAAUUGUUCAUUUCUGCAGGCUUUAGAAAAAAAAAACAAAACCAAAGAUAGGGGAAAUGUUCUGCUGUUUACCACGAAGCAUUUUCUUUGCAAUGUUUGGAAAGCUAUCUUCUGCAUAACAUGUGUGACCACAGAGAGCUGGGCACUGCCUGGGUGGAAGAGAAGAGUCCAUUGGCGUGGAGCAAGCUGUGUCCAGAAUAGAGGGGCUGGAGCACAGCUUGAUGAAUGUGAAUGGUGUACCAAAUAGCAACAUCAGGAUUUUUUUAUAGGUUGUCUUUCAAACACACAAAGGACAGUUCUGAGGAGGGGCAGACAUACAGUUUGGUGUUUGAAGGAAAUAAAAUCGUUUGGAGGCAUUUCGUCAGUAUCUGAACACACAAUUUGUGAGUCAGCCAUUCAUCACCCCACUGUUAGACUGUACUCAAUAACCUGCCAAGUUCAACCAUCUUGCUGGUGGUUCACCAUCAUUUUCACAAUUAACGAUACGAGAUUCAGCCCAAAGAUAUCUGCCAUAAACCAAAAACAUUGCUUUCUCUUUAGAAGCAGCAGCUAGAGCUUUUCAUUAGGUUGCAUCCUAAGUAAGUUCAGUGCAUAAUUUAUGGGUCAGCUCACACCACUAAAAUAUUUAAACUGUUAUUGAUAACAUUUUCUCCCCCUCCAUAUGUUGGCUCAAUUUUAUUUUACAUCUGUGAAAGGUUGUUUAUUUUUCCGCAAUGAUUUAAUGUCUGGCUUAAAAAAGCAUCAUGUGAAAGGGUUUCUGUUGUUUAAAUGUGCAAAGACCUAUUUUUGAUAAGACAAGAAAGUUUAUAUUUUGUAAAUAUUUAAAUUAUGCAAGUUAUCUAAAAGGUUUCCAAAACUAAUGUGAUAAGAUUACAGCCUUUGACAUAUGUUGUUUAGAUAUUUGUUACUAUUGUAGUAGCCUUUAAUUGAUUUUUAUUUGCAUGUGCAGGGGGAAAUUAGUCAGAGAAUUACAUAAAUGUUCUUUUUUUUUACCAUCA